Molecule: messenger RNA, 3180 nt
Organism: Trematomus bernacchii (emerald rockcod)
Lineage: Eukaryota; Metazoa; Chordata; Actinopteri; Perciformes; Nototheniidae
Gene: reep3b
Product: receptor accessory protein 3b
Biological process (GO): endoplasmic reticulum tubular network organization
Cellular component (GO): cytoplasmic microtubule; endoplasmic reticulum tubular network; endoplasmic reticulum membrane
Molecular function (GO): microtubule binding
Source: RefSeq, a predicted model, not a curated record
CGUUCUGGUGCCAGGAACUGGUGGGAGCAAAGUAUAGAGGGAAGGAGGAAACCUGGGGGAAUGCAACAAAACAACAGGAUACAUACUGGAUAGAUACUCCAUCGCUUAACUAUGGCUACAAAAACAGAGCAGUAAGACUCAACGUUGUCUGACAUGUCGCAGCAGAGAUAGCUAGCUGUUCUUGGAUCCGCACAUCGAAGUUUUGUCUGAAGAAGUUUACAGCUAAAGCGACAGGCUAAGGCUAGCCACUGUUAACACCGGGCUGUCUUCUACCACUGACACAGCCCUACACAACAAAGACAGAAAACAUGGUGUCCUGGAUGAUUUCGAGAAGCGUUGUGCUUUUCUUUGGGACUCUGUAUCCUGCGUACUACUCUUACAAAGCUGUCAAGACAAAAAAUGUCAAGGAAUAUGUGCGAUGGAUGAUGUACUGGAUUGUGUUUGCCCUCUACACUGUGGUCGAGGCCAUCACUGACCUAACACUUGCAUGGUUUCCUCUGUACUACGAGCUGAAGAUAGCCUUUGUGAUCUGGCUGCUGUCCCCUUACACCAGAGGAGCCAGUCUCAUCUACAGGAAGUGUCUGCACCCCCUCCUGUCCUCCAGAGAGAGGGAAAUCGAUGAGUAUAUCGUGCAGGCCAAAGAGAGGAGUUAUGAGACCAUGGUCAACUUUGGGAAGCAAGGCCUGAGCAUCGCAGCCACCGCCGCCGUGUCUGCAGCCGUCAAGGGUCAGGGUGCCAUCACAGAGAAGCUGCGCAGCCUGAGCAUGCACGACCUGACCCAGAUCACCCAGCAGGAUGACAGAGGAGACCAGCUCUACCAGUACAGCUCCCACUCCUCCAACCCCGCCAUCAGGAGGUCCCAGAGCACUGACCCUGCUGACGGACCAGACUACUACUAUGCCGAGGAGGAGAGGAGUGAUGACGAGGCGGAGCCCACCUUGUCUGAGGACGAGGCGGUCACUCAGAAAGGACUGAGGCGGUCUCAGAGCGUCAAGAUGACCCGCUCCAGGGUCCGCAGAGACGCUCGCUAUGGAUCCCUGAAGAUUAAAGGCAAGAAGAGACCAGCACUGAGCUCCGUUAACUAUGGCUUAUGAGAAGAAUACCACACACAUACACACACACACACACACACACACACCACACACACACACACACACACACACACACACACACACACACACACACACACACACACACACACACAGGGUCUGCUCUGACAGUCACUCUGCUGAACUUGUUUGUCUCUUUGAUGAGGAGCGUUCUUCUGACAUAUUUAUUUCUUACUCAUCCAGAACCAGUGGCUCUGAGAGAACCUCCAUGUUUGUGUUUGGGUGGAUGGCGUACAUUUAUGCAUCUUAUUUUAGUUUAUAGUUGUGAUUUGAUAUACAUGUAGUCUUUGAGCUUUUAGGAUUUUUACAUUUCCUUUUAUCCAAGUGUUGUGCUGCCGCUUCUUAAGGCGUCCUUAAACUGUCAUUCAUGGCCAAGCUAAUAUUGAAAUAAUGAACUGAUGAUUUGAGCUAUUGUAUUAACCAUUUCAUAAAAAUAACUGUAGAUACCUUUUGUUCAAAUAUAAACAUGUACACUGCUGAUUCUUACACAGUCAGAACCAUGAACUUUGAUCCAAACUGUAUUCAGUUAGAGUUUGGCCACCUGGGGUUAGCGUAACAAGCCAUUCAUGCACAAUUGGAAAAAGGGGCAAAACACCAAAUAAAAAAAAAGGCCAAAACAAUUACAAAGGGCCACAAAAUGAUGACAAAGGGAAACAUAAUGACCACAAACAGACAACAAGUAGAAUGAGGGGAAAUAACCACAAACCAAAAAAAACAGUCUUAAACAAAUAAUAAAAUGACCACAAAGAGACACUACACCACAGAGAUGCUGAACAGCACAGAUAAGAGGAUGAACUACUUGUGUGUGUGUGUGUCCACUGGCUGGUGAAGAAUAUUAAUAUUGGACCACAGAGAUGAACCUAUCAAUCCAAAUAGCACUUAUAUUGAUGGCUUAUAAGUGACCUAAUGAAAUCUGAUGUGACCCAUGAAGAAAGACAGCGGUGUUCAUGUCUAACCCGAGUACUACAUUAGAGCAGCGUGCUCUGCUGCCUUCAGGGUAUCCUCCAUGAGGAACCUGUUCCCAGCUGAAGCUCUGACCCUGGUGUUGGAGUCCUUUAACCCUCACUACUCCACUGCACACACACAUUCCCCAUCACUGCAGAGCACCAGCAGCUGAGCAUGGACAUUUACACGUUGGGGGGGGGGGCAGUUGAAUGAAUCAGAUGUGCAGUAGAAGUGGAUAAAGUGAGUGAAACACCAGCAGCUGGACACUACCCCUUCUUCCUCAACACGAGUCAGGAGAGAGAAAUGGAAGAGAAAACCAAACUGAGAUUCUUUAAGGUUUUAUAAGCAGGUUUAUUGAAUUAAUGAUCAUUUCUUAUUUUCCUGCAUUGUACACAUGUUUUUUUAUGACUGUGUGUCCUGAUCACUAUCCUGGUUGUACAUAUCUAGCUGUUUCCUUGUGUUUGAAGAGUGUGUGUGUUAUGUUUGGAUCAAAAGGAGUCUUUUAUUAUAGUAACCACGUGUGUUUGCACAUGUACCUCCUCUUAAACCUUUUGAUCAAUGCUGUUGUUGCUUGUCAUCUCAUUUUUGUAUGUACGUUGCUGUAGGCAACCCAAUGAGUUUAAUGCUAAUGCUAGCAGCCUCUCGUGACAUGUCAGAGUUAGGCUUGUUUUGGUCCUCUGGUACUGCAGUCAGUGAUAAAACGCUCGAGGGCUGUGGCUAAAGCGUAUUCCUAAGAACUAUACGAUUGAUAUGCGUUAAAGAAAUAAUGAAAGUGUGAACAUGCCGCCUAGCAACAUGGCUGUGUUACACAUUACACAUGUUUAGUUAAAGGUUGGGGUUAUUGCACUCAGCUGUGAGCGUUCACGCCGUGCAGGCAUGGUGCGAAGGCCUUCCUCAGCAACACACGGCAUUGCUUUGAAGCCGUGUGGGUGUGUGUUCAACACUCAUCAAUAGUGCUUACAUCACUAACAAGCCAAACUGUCUCAUGUCAGGACGUCCAUGUAACGCUCAUAACUGAAUACUGAUACCAAAGCUUCUCUGAGCUGUGUGACGGAGUUUUUAAUCUGUGUGGGGAAAUGUAGUGUGUGGAUUGGAAAUGAAAUAUAAUAAAGGAUGUUGAAAUACA